Messenger RNA from Chelmon rostratus (copperband butterflyfish), 6118 nucleotides. RefSeq names its product serine/threonine-protein kinase D3-like. Bases 614 to 3292 code for a protein of 892 amino acids. Gene Ontology annotation, biological process: protein phosphorylation. Gene Ontology annotation, molecular function: ATP binding; protein serine/threonine kinase activity. NCBI's taxonomy places the organism in Eukaryota, Metazoa, Chordata, Actinopteri, Chaetodontiformes, Chaetodontidae. The transcript has 19 exons. The record is from RefSeq and is a predicted model, not a curated record.
UGAAGCUCGAGCUGCACGGCCGAACCGCAGCUCGUCUGGGAAGUUUGAACAGGAAAGAGACAAGAAAAGCGGGUAUAUCUGCCGUCCUCACCUCUCCUUCCAGGUUCGGGGGACCGAGUACAGCGGACCACCGGGGACUGUGCUCGUUCCAGUCAGCCGUUGAGCAGUCCGAGCGGCCGCUGGAUGGGACUUUAACGCACACUUUUCUUCUCGUUUUUCUCCGCCGAUGGAAGCGGAAAAGCCGCCCUGCUCUCAGAGAUGGUGAAAACAGCGGAGAGAAACCACAGAUCAGCUUCUUGGUAGUUUUUCUGCUCACAACACAAUCCCCAGCGUCACCCAGCAGGAGGCCUGAGGACUGAACUGUGGUCUAAGAUCCAGGAUCCUGAGCUUCUGCUUCAUAGAUUCUUUUGGGUUGUCUCUGCCUCAGAGAUGCCCGGCAGUGAGAGGAAACCUUUCCGGCAGGAUUUCAGUGGUGAGAAAUGUGAAUCGAGUCAGGCGAGGGCACAGAAAACGCUCGGCUGACGAACAAACCUGAGCAGUCGGACACAUUUUUUGGAUGUCGUUCACCUGCGACGCCUUUAUCCCGCCUGGACGACAUCACAGAUAGCAGCCAAUGUCGGCCGACAACAGCCUGCCGCCGCCGCCGGCCUCCCCGCGGUCUUUUUCCGCCCUCCCUCACCAUGCCGCCCCACCCACCCCGUCGCCGUCCCCCAGCCCGCCUGCCACGCUCUGCAGCCGGCUGUCUAACGGCAGCCAGACGGCCCCCAGCCGCACAAGCUCACGGGGCUCCAUCCAUGGCGUCUCCUUCCUGCUUCAGAUCGGACUCACCAGGGAGACGGUCACCCUCGACCACGGAGACCACUCGCUGUCUGCUGUCAGGGAGCUCGUCUGCUCCAUCGUGGACCAGAAGUUCCCUGAAUGUGGAUUUUUCGGGAUGUACGACAAGAUCCUGCUCUUCCGCCACGACCUGAACUCAGACAACAUCCUGCAGCGUCUGACCUCAGCAGAGGAGAUCCAUGAAGGCGACCUGGUCGAGGUGGUGCUCUCUGCUCUCGCCACAGCCGAGGACUUCCAGAUCCGCCCUCACGCGCUGUACGUUCACUCCUACAAGGCGCCGGCCUUCUGCGAUGACUGUGGGGAGAUGCUGUGGGGGCUCGUCAGACAGGGCCUCAAAUGCGAAGGAUGUGGACUGAACUACCACAAACGGUGUGCGUUCAAGAUCCCGAACAACUGCAGCGGGGUCAGGAAGAGACGUUUGUCCAAUGUCUCCCUGCCGGGCUCCGUCAUGUCCGUCGCUCGUCCACCUUCCACUGAGUUCACCCCGACACCCCAGGAGGAGCGCCCCCUCCUGGGUGCGGCCAAGCGUAACUCUCUGCUGAGCGGUCGUCCCAUCUGGAUGGAGAAGAUGGUCCUGGGUCGGGUCAAAGUCCCUCACACCUUCUCCGUCCACACCUACACUCGUCCCACCAUCUGCCAGUACUGCAAGCGUCUGCUGAAGGGCCUCUUCCGCCAGGGGAUGCAGUGCAAAGAUUGUAAAUUUAACUGUCAUAAGAGAUGUGCAGCCAAAGUACCUCGAGACUGCCUCGGUGAGGUCGACUUCAAUGGAGAACCAGCCAGUCCCAAUAUGGACUCUGAGGCAACGAUGGAGGUGGACAGCUGUGACGUCAGCAGUGACUGCGGUCACAGCAUGGACGAGCAGGACGAGCUGUCCACCCCCGACGACAAGCUCUUCUUCAUCGAGGGUCCCUGCACGGAUGGCGAGAAGGAUGACGAGACGCUCAGAGCCAUCAGCCCGUCCACCAGCAGUAACAUCCCUCUGAUGCGUGUGGUUCAGUCCAUCAAACACACGAAGAGGAAAAGCUCCACAGUGGUUAAAGAGGGCUGGAUGGUUCACUACACGAGCCGCGACAACCUGAGGAAGAGACAUUACUGGAGGCUGGACAGCAAGAGUCUGACUCUGUUUCAGAAUGAAAGUGGAGCCAAGUUUUACAAGGAAAUCCCCCUGUCUGAGAUCCUCCAGGUGGAGCCGGCGCAGGACUUCAGCAGCCUUCCCCAAGGCAGCAUCCCUCACUGCUUCGAGGUGAUCACGGCCAGCAUGGUGUACUACGUCGGCGAGGAUAACAGCGGCCCGUACCACAACCCGGUCCUGCCGGCGUCCGGUGUGGGCCGGGACGUGGGUCAGGGUUGGGAGAAGGCCAUCCGACAGGCGAUGAUGCCCGUCACGCCCAAAGCCAGCGUCGGCACCGGGCCCGGCCAGGGGAAGGACCACAAGGAAAUAUCCAUCAGCAUAUCAGUGUCCAACUCCCAGAUACAAGAAAAUGUGGACAUCAGCUCAGUGUACCAGAUCUUUGUCGACGAGGUCCUCGGCUCUGGACAGUUUGGGAUCGUCUACGGAGGUAAACACAGAAAGACCGGCAGAGACGUGGCGAUCAAAAUCAUCGACAAAAUGAGGUUUCCCACCAAGCAGGAGAGCCAGCUGAGGAACGAGGUGGCCAUUCUCCAGAACCUCCACCACCCGGGGAUCGUUAACCUGGAGUGCAUGUUCGAGACGCCCGAGCAGGUGUUCGUCGUCAUGGAGAAGCUUCACGGGGACAUGUUGGAGAUGAUUUUAUCCAGCGAGAAGAGCCGACUGCCCGAGCGCCUCACCAAGUUCCUCGUCACGCAGAUCCUGGUGGCGCUCAGACAUCUUCACUUCAAGAACAUCGUCCACUGUGAUCUGAAGCCUGAGAACGUUCUCCUGGCCUCAGCAGAACCUUUCCCUCAGGUGAAGCUCUGUGACUUCGGCUUCGCUCGCAUCAUCGGGGAGAAGUCGUUCCGUCGCUCGGUGGUCGGCACGCCGGCCUAUCUGGCGCCGGAGGUGCUUCGCAGCAAAGGCUACAACCGAUCUCUGGACAUGUGGUCGGUCGGAGUCAUCAUCUACGUCAGUCUGAGCGGGACGUUUCCCUUCAACGAAGACGAGGACAUCAACGACCAGAUCCAGAACGCCGCCUUCAUGUACCCGCCCAACCCCUGGAAGGAGAUCUCAGAGGAGGCCACGGACCUCAUUAACAACCUGCUGCAGGUGAAGAUGAGGAAGCGCUACAGCGUGGACAAAUCACUGAGCCACCCCUGGCUGCAGGACUACCAGACCUGGCUGGACCUCAGGGAGUUCGAGACGCGGCGAGGCGAGCGCUACAUAACCCACGAGAGCGACGACGCCCGCUGGGAGGAGCACGCCGACGAGAGAGGCCUGCACUACCCCAAACACUUCAUCAUGUCUCCCAACCUGGACGACAUGGAGGAGGACCCCUAGAGGCCCCCGGGGGGGUAAACAUUUCCAGCAAGGAAGCAGCAGAUCUGAGGAGUCCCUCGGUGGUUGCAGCGGCAGCUCUGGAGUCCAUGGAAACUGUCACCAUGGGGACCGCAAGUUUUCCCCAAGAUGGCGCGGGAUGACGAGUCGAUGGAUCGCCAGGAUGCGGCGGCUGUGUGAGGACAUGUGACGUGCUCACUGCAGCGAUAAUUCAGGUCCAGAGAGUUUUAAUAUGAACACAUCUUCUGUUCGAGCCAAAAGCAGGGGGGGAGGGGGGGUCAUUUCCCAGAAUGCAACAUUCAGUAAACGUCUGCACUGCCAGUCAAGCCGCAGAAGGGCUAGCUCAAAACCAACCCGGAGCCUUUAUAUACUUUUUCAGCUGAAAUAGAGUAUUUUUAUGACGUUGUUGUUACAUUGUAGAGCUGGGAGGUAUUUUUCACUCUGACGCCGUCCUCUGUGACGCUAACCGGAACAUCUCUUGAUUAUGUCUUGAUUAUAUUGUUCAUUUUUUUCAUUGUUCCUUGCUGGGAAGUCUUUGCACCUUUGGGAAACUAUUUCAAAAGGGGAAUUUCACUGAUAAUAACUUCUGGUUUGUUCAUCUGCAGAAGAAAAAAUGUUUCUGUUUGAUGAAGGCGGAGUUGAAGAACAGAACUGUGAUGCUCAUUACACAGCAGGGACGGGGGGGGCGCACCGGCUGGUCUUUACUAAGCCUGGUCCUAACUGCCUUAAGACGAGCCGGACAAUAAAUGUAAAGUUUGUCCUGAAGGUGGCGUAGGAGGAAAGCUCAUACAGCUAGCAGCUUAAAAGCUAUUAGAUAAUAAAGGGAAAUUUUCAACCUGGGUUUUAUUUUCAUAGUCGUUAACUCACAGCCUCUGUUGUAGUGAUUGAGGAAACGUUAGCAUUGCGUAAGCUAACUAAAACGUAGCAUGCUAACUGCUAUAUGUCAGAACGUUUGAGGACAGUUCUGGUAUUUUUAAAUCUUUAUCUGAUCCUCAUCAUUGUGGCUCUUCUGACUUUGAUGCGAUGCUAACUUUGCCACCUCCUCUGUAGAGAUCUGGGAAACAACAAUCUGGAAAAAAACAAAACAUAUCGGGGCGAGCAGCUCCAAACUUUCCUGAAACUUUCCAAAUGAAACUUCAAUCUGACAUAAACAGUUUAAAACUUUACUCGUCUCCAAAUCCAACACAGAGAGUAGCCUCCUAGAUUAGCUUUUUAGCUAACUGCAUAGUUAUCCACUUCAAGAACUAUUCACUAGCUAACCUAGCUAGCACAGUUGACCAGCUAGAAAAACAUUGGGCAUCUUAGCUUGUUAGCAUGUUAUCAAUACCCCGUGAACAAGGAGUUUAGUGUUCAGCAUGUUAGUUUUAACUUGGCUACAGUUAGCAUUUUUAAUAUAAAAUGCGAUCUUUUAGCUGUAUUAGGCGUUAGUUUCAGAGGUAUUUUAAAUCUUUAGGUUCCUUAUUUCUGAAGCCGAUUCCAUGUCAGUCCUUCUCAUUCUGCCGUAUUUAAAGCCACGAACGCAGCUUAAAAUGCAAACGUAAGACUCAGGACUCAUAAAACUGUAUUUCAGAGCAGACACCAGGCUGCUGCAUGUACUACUUCUGCAGGGAAACAAAUUCAGAGUUAUCGUCAGUGAUUCGUCCUGAAACUUUGGAUGAAGACGAGCUGAGAAUGGAGCUGCUAUCGUCUUUGUCGUUCUGUGGAAAAAAGCUGAGAAAGACUGAACUGUCGAGCGUUCUUCAUCCUGAUCUGACUCCGGCCUGAGAAUUUAUUUCACUCGUUUUAUAUUUUUGCAAGAAAUGUUGUGUCAUGUGGGUGAUUUUGAUGGGAAAAUAUUAAAGCUGAAUGGUUUGAUUUGGGAAAAUCUCAUUUUAUAUCCCAGAAGUUCAACCAAUUCUCUUAUUCAAGCAACGUAUGGAUGCAACAAAAGAAUGAAACUCAGAUCAGACCUUUAGAUCUUCUGGUGUGGAGUUAAUAAGAACAUUGACAGAUCACACAAACUGAGCCAGAAACUUUGCUUACACUGUGUGUAAUCCCGAACUAGAGUCAGAUUUAAAGGCACAACUUUCAGGGUGAGACACCUUUUAAUCAUCUUAAGUUGGAGGAGUUCAAGAAAAUCCUCUAAUUUCUUCCAAAUGCUCGAGUGAGACUCAUCAAACCUGGUCGGAGAAGAAACACAGAGACCCUCCUGAAUCAGAGGAAAAGCUGAUAACGAUCCGCAGCAGGAUGUUUGGAAACGAUCAUUUAAUUACCAAUCCUGAACGUGAUCGCCUCGCUCCGCCGCUCCCCUGGAGGACGGCUGCUUGUUUUGGCAGCGGCGACCCCCUCCCCCACGUGUGUAACUGAAUCUUUUAAUUGCUACCGGAGGAGCGGCGGGCUGGUUGCGAAUGGCUGGCGCACAACUGUGAGCUCAGCUAACUGCUUCAAGAUGUGGACGAAAGCUGACGGCCGAGCGUCAGCGAAAAAGAUCCUCCUGCUGCGGGGCGACCUCUGACCUCGAGCGGUGUCACGCUGUUCUCCAGUCGCUCGGUGUCCGGAGACAACAGAGCUUGCCUGGCUUUUUUGCUUUGUUAGCCGACCGUUUGCAUCAUGAGCGAAACAAAAAAUGUUUUAAAUGUUUUAUUUUCUUGCAUUUUUAGAUCAAAAUUUACAUUUGACUUGAGGAGAAUCUGACUUUAUUUUCACUCCAUGUUGGACAUAAAACCUGGUCCAGACUUCUUCUUUUUCUCUAAAUCAGAGACGUGCACGCUGCCAUCCUUCUGUAUGAAUACAUUUCUUUAAUAUCAGCUGUAGAAACGGCAUCGUCCCAUCAACGUGAUAAUCUGUCAG